GAGGAGAACAAGUGUAAUACGUGUCCCGUACUCUUUGAUUACAGAGUUGAGUAGAGAGUAGAUAGAAAGAGAGAGAGAGAAAGAUAUACAGAGAGAGGAAGAGUCUCUACACCCUUCCAAUUCCCCACCUUCUCUCUCUCUCUCUCUCUCUUUCUCGGCCGCUUUAUUCGAGGAAGAAAGAAGGAAAUUGAUAAUAAAGUUGAUUCUCCAUUGUAGUAGUAAUUAGUAAUUACAACACACACACGGCGUGUACUAAGAGUCCGGUGGUGGUGGAUGCUUAUUUAGUUUAGUUGUUCGGAUCUGGAUCGGAGGAGGAUUCCAAUUCCAAUUCCAAUUCCAAUGGACAACAAGAGUCAGAGUCAGUUUGCCAAUACCAAACAACUCGACAACAAUGGUUCCUUCAACUGCACCACCACCACCACCGACAACGGUGCCAGUGCCACAACCACCACCUCUUCAGGGGAUGCUAGCCAGAAUCUUUCUGAAGUAAACACCUUGCCAAUUGAGAUAUUAAACGUUGACAAACUGGAAUCUGCGGGUCCAAUUAAGUUGGAAAGAUCAAAAACUGAGAGGCAUAGACAUCAUAAUAUACUUGCUGAAGAAGCAGCACAAAUUUUUGACGAGACAAUUUCUGUCCAGCAGAAGCUAAAACUUUUGAAUAGAAUAGCUACAGUAAAAGAUGAUGGAACUGUAGAAUUUGAAGUUCCAGCUGAUGUUGAACCCCAAGAUAUUGGUGUUCGCUCUGUGGGUGCUAGCACUGAUACUGUGGAUGAUGAGCCUCUUGAUGCAACAGACCUUCAGUACAUACCACCAUUGCAAGUAGUAAUGCUUAUUGUGGGUACACGUGGAGAUGUUCAGCCGUUUAUUGCAAUUGGAAAACGUUUGCAGGACUAUGGCCAUCGUGUUAGACUAGCAACUCAUUCAAAUUUCAAAGAGUUUGUCUUGACUGCUGGGUUGGAGUUUUACCCUCUAGGAGGGGAUCCGAAAGUUCUUGCUGGUUAUAUGGUGAAAAAUAAAGGAUUCUUGCCAUCGGGGCCUUCUGAGAUACCUAUUCAACGAAAUCAAAUGAAGGAAAUUAUCUAUUCUUUACUUUCAGCUUGCAGAGACCCUGAUAUUGAUUCUGGUGUUGCCUUUAAAGCAGAUGCAAUCAUUGCCAAUCCCCCAGCGUAUGGUCAUACCCAUGUGGCAGAGGCACUAAAAGUACCAAUUCAUAUAUUUUUCACGAUGCCAUGGACGCCAACUAGUGAAUUUCCACAUCCUUUGUCCCGUGUGAAGCAACAAGCUGGAUAUAGGCUGUCAUAUCAAAUUGUCGACUCCUUGAUUUGGCUUGGAAUUCGGGAUAUGAUCAAUGAUGUUAGGAAGAAAAAGCUGAAGCUUCGUCCUGUAACAUACUUAAGUGGUUCACAGGGCUCUGAUUCUGAUAUUCCACAUGGAUAUAUAUGGAGUCCUCACCUUGUUCCUAAACCAAAAGAUUGGGGUCCUAAGGUUGAUGUGGUAGGAUUUUGCUUCCUUGAUCUUGCAUCAAAUUAUGAACCUCCUGAAUCACUUGUAAAAUGGCUCGAAGCUGGUGACAAGCCUAUUUAUAUAGGAUUUGGUAGUCUUCCUGUUGAAGAGCCUGAGAAAAUGACCCAAAUUAUUGUGGAGGCAUUGGAAAUCACUAAACAGAGGGGCAUCAUUAACAAAGGUUGGGGUGGACUUGGGGAUUUGGCAGAACCAAAGGACUCCAUAUACUUAUUGGACAACUGCCCUCAUGACUGGCUAUUCUUACAGUGCAAGGCUGUGGUGCAUCAUGGAGGUGCUGGAACAACAGCUGCUGGUCUUAGAGCUGCAUGCCCAACAACCAUCGUGCCUUUCUUUGGUGACCAACCUUUCUGGGGAGACCGAGUCAAUGCAAGAGGAGUAGGUCCUCCACCCAUUCCUAUUGAUGAAUUUACUCUUCCCAAGUUGGUUGACGCAAUAAAUUUUAUGCUAGAUCCCAAGGUGAAAGAGCGUGCAGUUGAACUUGCAAAGGCCAUGGAAAACGAGGACGGUGUGACUGGAGCAGUGAAAGCCUUCUUCAAGCAUCUUCCUUUCAAAAAGCCAGAGCCAGAGCCAGAACCGGUGACACCAAGUUUUUUCUCUUUAAGUAGAUGUUUUGGUUGUGCUUGAAUCUCGUUUAGCCCUUCCCAUGUAUUUCCUCACAGUAUAGAUGAUAAGAUGUCCUCAGCAGCAUCACCUGUGUUCACUUCCAGAAAGUAAAAUGGAGAGAGAAAAAAAGAAAGGAAAAAAAAGGAAAAA
Messenger RNA from Quercus lobata, 2277 nucleotides. RefSeq names its product UDP-Glycosyltransferase superfamily protein (gene SGT). The record is from RefSeq and is a predicted model, not a curated record. The transcript is spliced from 14 exons. Lineage: Eukaryota; Viridiplantae; Streptophyta; Magnoliopsida; Fagales; Fagaceae. Gene Ontology annotation, biological process: carbohydrate metabolic process. Gene Ontology annotation, molecular function: hexosyltransferase activity; UDP-glycosyltransferase activity. The coding region runs from base 340 to 2148 and encodes 602 amino acids.